Messenger RNA from Gasterosteus aculeatus aculeatus (three-spined stickleback), 429 nucleotides. Lineage: Eukaryota; Metazoa; Chordata; Actinopteri; Perciformes; Gasterosteidae. The record is from RefSeq and is a predicted model, not a curated record.
AUGGGGGAAAAGGCAGCAGAGGCCCGCUGGGACCUUGGCCUGCUCUGCAACAACUCGAUGGAUCUCCGCGUUGACUCCGGGACCCUCCCCGCGCACACCGCUGUAGGAAGCACUGUGAUGGAGGAGGAGCUGUCUCUGUCUAAUACUCGCUAUCAAACACAGGGUGGAGGCACCAUCUUGCUGCAGUUGCUGGAAUUUAAAACCCAUCUACUUGAGACUUUUGAGGAGCUGCACAUCCGGAGGGAUGCAGAGGCGCGCUUUGAGGAUCAGAUCAGUAAACUGGUGUUGGAAAAACAGGAGCUGGAGUGGGAGACGGAGUCCCUGCAACAUCAAAUGGAAAUGUUGUCAAACCAGCACUCAGAGUCACUGGUCAGUGUUAAGAAGCAGCUUCAGGCCAACAUAACAAACAUUGAGGAGGAAAAUGUAUGA